UGCUCAGCAAAUACGGAUUAUGCUUUCGGCAAUCGUUUCAAUGUAUACUACUUUCUAACCCUCAUCGUCCUGGGCUCCUUCUUCAUGCUCAACCUCGUCCUCGGUGUUCUCAGUGGGGAGUUUGCAAAGGAAAGAGAACGUGUGGAGAAGAGAAGAGCCUUCCUCAAACUUCGUCGACAGCAGAAGACGGAAAGAGAACUCGAUGGCUACAUUGAAUGGAUCCACAAAGCAGGUGAGUUGGGCGUUUUGAAGUGGCGACAUCAAGGUGAUGUUAGUUCUCCCCGUCUGACUUAA
Molecule: messenger RNA, 294 nt
Organism: Rodentolepis nana
Lineage: Eukaryota; Metazoa; Platyhelminthes; Cestoda; Cyclophyllidea; Hymenolepididae
Source: the annotation of a GenBank genome assembly